GCCGCACACUGGAGGAACUUGCCUACGCCAAGUGUCAUUCGUGAUACUUGGCGUAAGCACUUUCCUCUAGUGUGCGGUGCCGUUUGGAGCGCUUUUUGUCACGCGUGUCACUUGCAUCUGAUAUUCAACAUGUUGAAUAAUUUUUGCCACGAGUGAUACUUUACUCCAAGUGUGCGGUGAACGAAAGCUUCUAGCUUACAGCUUCAAUCUAAUACGCAUGCGUUGUGUGCACUCUGAUACAACAAAACAAACAUGGCGGCGAGCCCCAGCUCUACCAGUGCAGUUGUUGCCGAAGCAAUUUUGGAAGACCAAAUCGCUGAUUUGUGGCCUGAAUACCCAUGCCUAUACGAUGUUAGGUCACCAGAGUUUAAAAAUAGAGAAAUGAGAGAGCGUGCUUUGGAAGAAUUGGCUGAAAAAUUGGGUCAAACUGUUGCAUGGUUAAAAUCUAAAUUGAAAGCAUUACGAAAUAGUUACGUGAAAGCCAAGAAACCAUCAGCAAGUGGGAGUGCUAGGAAAAAUCCUACGAAACGGUCAACGUGGCUGUUGGAGAAAUUACAGUUUUUAGCUCCCCACGUGGCUUUUAGGGCGUCUGUUUCCAACUUGGAUACGGUGUCAUGUACAACACCUACAUCAGAUCUCAGCACUGUAGAGCUUGAUGACAGCAUUGAAGAUGACAAUUUCUCAAUUGACAAUGAAUCAUGGGAAAACAAUGAUACUGACACAAUUGAAAUAGUAAAGUCAACAAAAGAACCACUCAAAUCCAGGCAAAUUAACACAAAAAAGAGGCAAGCUGAUCACGAAUAUUCCUUGAUAAAAAAUCUUUCUGAUUCAAUUUCUCAAAGAAACAAGAAACCCAAACCUGAUGAAACUUCAAAAAAACAAUAUGAUGCAUUUGGAAAAUAUGUAUCUCAAGCACUAUCAGAUUUGGACAGUGCAACACGUCAUCUGGCCCAACAUCAAAUAAACAAUAUUAUAUUCCAGGCUCAAACUGGAAUGCUAACUCAGGAUUCACAACAAGCAGUGGUGGUACAACCAAAUACAACCAAUUUCGCCCAUACAAUCAUAUCACAUUCCCUCGACAAACAACUAUCCCACAUCUCCAUUCAACUAAGCAAGUCCUCCGCUACAUAA
This is a messenger RNA of Xenia sp. Carnegie-2017, 1131 nucleotides long. RefSeq lists its product as uncharacterized. NCBI's taxonomy places the organism in Eukaryota, Metazoa, Cnidaria, Anthozoa, Malacalcyonacea, Xeniidae. The record is from RefSeq and is a predicted model, not a curated record. Gene Ontology annotation, cellular component: transcription regulator complex; nucleus. Gene Ontology annotation, biological process: regulation of transcription by RNA polymerase II. Bases 253 to 1131 code for a protein of 292 amino acids. The transcript has 3 exons.